AUGAGAAUGGAUUAUCAUGACAAAGGCACCCAUUUUAUGAGUAUAAAACAACACAUUUGUUUUAUUAACAAGAAAAGCAAUGGCUGUGGAAAAGGGAGUUGUGGACAUGUGAGCAAAGCCACUUUGGGUUGGGACGAUAUCUCAACGAACGCUGACAAUGAGGAAGAUAGUGAGGGAGCCCAAACUGGCAACCACAGUUGCACAAGUAACGAUGUGAGUGCGUACCACCCAACUGACGCGGGUGGCAGCGAAGGCUGCAUCAGCGAGGACGCCCGCAGCAUUAGCGGCAGUAUUAGAGGCAGCAUUAGCCGCAGCACAAGUCAUAGCACCAGUCGCAGCACCAGUCGCAGCAACACUGGUAGUACAAUAACCUGCCGCAGUUAUACCAGUCGAGGGGCCACUCAUAUGGGGAAGUUUAAAAGCUCCGCAAGUAAAAACCUUUCGAGGAAUAAGCCCAGCAGGAAUAGAAUCAAAAAUGAGCUAAAGAAUGAGAUAAAGGGUGCUGGACCGAAUAGACGCAAAAGUAGCCCCCUUUCAUUCAAACGGAAUGCACCCUUCAGUGAAAAAAACGAUCCACAGAGUCGUGUCAACAAUAAUGAUCUAACACGGAGUAGCAGUUGGUGCACACCAAAUGGGGUUAUCCGUGUGGAGAAAAAUAAAGUUAAUGAUAAGGUUAAUUAUUCCCUAUGUGCACAGGAGGAGGCAGAUAAGAGAUCAGCGAAUGGUGAGAAUAUUCCCACGUCAAUUGUUACCCCUGCAAGUUGUGUCUACGGGGCAAAUUUAAAUCCAUUCGUGGAAGAACAAGCUAGGCACUUAUUGAUGGAAGCUAGCAAAAGGAUAAUAAAUGAUCGAAGGAAUGACGAAUGUGAUGAUUACAAUGUGGAUAGCGGUCAGCAUCACAGGGACUUUACGUUCAGCAGUCACGCAGAUGUAAAAGAGGAUGUGGAUAACUAUUUUUUCAAAGGUGGUGAUGACGUGGAUCAGACAGACAGUUGUGAGCCCCCAUCGAGACAUGCACCCCUUUCGAGGAUGUCACGGGGUAGUAGCGACAGUGUGAGUAGAGUAAACGACGAGAGUAACAUUACCAGCGUCACUAACGUAACUAAUGUCAAUCGCCCGAGUGGCAUCACCAACAUAAGCGCAAGUGUAAGCUGGAAGGACAGAAAUGGUAUCCCCGUUUGGUUAAGAAGCAUUGAUGCAGUGUUGGGCAGCAGGACUUCCACCACCCCGACAGGCGCUGACCACAUUGAUGUGGCCGAAAGGGUCCACGACACCUUUGAACUUCCAAACGCUGAUGUAUCCCCAGUUGAAGAAACCAAGCUGCAGAUAAGGAACUCGAAUAACAGCAGUUGCAGGAAGAAGCAAGACAGCAGCGGGGGCAAAGGGGGGGGUACGAACAAAGCAGCAGAUGGGAACAGCAAAGAGGUUAACAAUUAUAGGGGAAAUGCCAACGCAAAUAAUAAUAGCGGCAACAGCGGGAAUAAUAGCAGUAACGGUAAUGGUAAUAGUAGCGGGAAUCGAAGUGGGAACAGCAAUCGGGAUAGCGGCAAGGAUGAUGAUAAAGAUGGUCAUAGGGAUGGUCGAAGAGAUGGGCGAAAGGAUGGACAUAAGGAUGACGACAACGAAAGCAAUAAGGAGGAUGACGAAAACGACAGCAAGGACACCAACAAAAAUAGCAGAGGAGGAAAUCGAAAAAAUAACAGCGCGGAUAGAAGAAAUGACUGCGGCACGAAGGAUAACACUAUGGGCAGAGGGGACAAGAAAAAGAAGAAUGUGAAGGAUCCCAUGAUGAGUAAAGGCAAUAAUGGGAAGAACAGCAACAGUGCCGCCACCUCUGGGAACAGCACAAACAGUGCAAGUAAUAAUGUGGCUGGCGGUAAUGUGGCUGGCGGAAAUGUGGCUAGCGGAAAUGUAGUCAGCGGAAAUGUAUCCAGCGGAAAUGUAUCCAGCGGAAAUGUGGCUAGUAAUACGAAUAGUAGCACUGCCUAUCCCUGUGGAAAUGUGGAGAGCCAUCAAAAUAAUACCGUCUCGUAUGCAAACAUUAUUUCCGGAAAAUCCAAGAACAGGACGAAAUGCAACACCGCGUCCUCUGUGGGCAGAAUGAAUGAGUUACCCAAUAAUGUGAAUAGCAAAAUGUUCGCAAGUUCAGCUAAUACUUUUGAUAACAAUGACAGCUUUAUGAGCAUGGAUGACAGCAUGAACAGUUGCAACACGAGCAACAUGGAGAUGAGGAUGUUUAGCCAAGUGAAUGGAAUGGGCGUGUCCGGCGGAUUGAACGGGCUGGGUAUGCCAGGGGGACCGGGCGGACCGAGCGGACCAAGCGGCCUAAACGCAAUGUACAGCUUAAAUGGGAUGGGUGGUAACCUGAACGGAAUGGGCAGCCCAAACGACAUAAGCUCCCUAAACAGCAUGAGUAGCUUCGCCGACCCGCACAACAACGCGGGGGCCUUCUUCAACCUAAACAACAACGAAUUCCUUCACAUGUGCAACAAUAAUUUCAAUUUGACCAAUGGAGGUAGCAUGGACGCAAACAACCCCAAGUAUCUGCACAUGGAAAAUAGCCUGGGAAAUGCAAAUGGUAUAAACAACAACACAGGCAGUAAUGCUUUAUUCAACCCGAAUAAUAACAGCGUGUAUGAAGGGAAUUACACCAUGCAGGCUAUGAGAGCAGGCCCAGGGGGGGGAACCACCCAUAUGGACGUAGGAAAUAUAAAAGAUCACUACAUAAAUUAUGGAAAUAAUGGCAUGAUGCAAAACAGCAGUGAUCUUUUCUACAAUGAACAUAAGGAAAAAAUGUAUCUACAUAUGACGGGUAACUUGAACGUGAGCGCAAAUGGGAAUAAAUUUCACGAAGAAAAAAAAAAUAAUGGCUACUUUUUAAAUAGAAGUCUGCAAGAAAAGUAUGAAGAAGAUAAAAUGGUACAGAAUGGCUACCUCAAAAUGAAUGUGAACGAACUGAGUAAACACGAAAAUGAUAAUUUUAAUCACAUGCUUAAGAACGAGUGGAUACUUUACAAUAAGGAGGACAUAAAACUAGAUACAGAGAGUAACAAAAUGGUCGUAACGAUGAAGGAGAGUGUAUCAAAUGACAAACAUAUGAACCAAAAUUUAGAAGAUAGUCUAAAUUAUAAUGAAGCCAACACACUGAACUUGCUAAAUAUUGCUUUUAAUGAGAUUUAUCAAAAUAAAAAAUAUCUGAUUGAACAAAUUAUUACCAAGAAAUUUAUGUGUAAGCUAGCUAAAAUUUUAAAAGAUAUUAAUCCGGAGAGUAUUAAAAUUAAGGGCAGACAACUGAAGCGCUUGAUACAAAUCAAGAAAGGGCUCGUGAAGAAGGAGGAAAAGGUUCAACCAGGUAGGGAAAGGAAUGCCACUGACCCUUAUGACAACGCAAACAAUGGUGAUGGCAACACUCAGGGGAAUACCGACGGGGCGUCCGAUAAAGUGACCAAGUUGGAAGGUGGUCACUUGGGACAGAACGAGUCCCGGGAAAAGGGUGCAUCUGUCAAUGGUGGCAUGGAGAAAAGGAAGAGCAACAGUGGCAGCAGCGGCGGUGAGGUGGGCGAAGCGAGCGAGGUCAACGGGGUGAACGAGACCAGCGAACCGAAGAAGGAGGCGGAGCCGAAGAAGAAAAAAAAGAAUAAGAAGAAUAACGACAAGUGUGAGAAGGGCGAGAAGGGAGAUAAGAGCGAGAAGGGAGAUAAGGGCGAGAAGGGAGAUAAGGGCGAGAAGGGCGAGAAGAUCGCCAGCCUUAACGAAUCCCACUCCAGCGACGCGAAUAAUGCAAGCAGUGCGAACGGUGUAAACAGUGCAAACAGUGCAAACAGUGCAAACAGCGCGAAUGAUAAGAGCGACCAGAAGAACAAAAAAGAGGGCGAGGAUAGAACGGUAGAAGGCAACCCUAACGCGCAAGGCGAAUCUAAAUGUCAAAAUAAGGGCACUGACCAACCCCCCGCGCAGGAGGAUAAGAGUGGUUUGGCGGACAAGCAAGGGAAGAAUUGCAAGAAGGGUAAAGAAGACCCAUCGGAAGAAGCUGCCAACACCCAUAAGAAGAAAAAAAACGAUUUGAAGGAUACCGCCCAUAGGACCAACGCCAACGUGGAGAAUGCAAAAAGCAGCGGAAAUAAAAGCGACGGCGGUGCCAUGAACGAACUUGGGCAAGAGGAUCCAAACAGUGGAGGAAGUGCAACUAAUCAGAGGAAAAAUGAAUCGUCCAAUUGUGAAUAUAAAGAGGAGGAGGAGGAAGAGGGAGGCGUAAAUCUGAUCGCAUUUACCAAAACGAGUAAUGACAACACAGUGGAGGAAAAUGCAUGCGUGAGCGAAAGCACGGAUGUGGAGUUUUACAUCGAUAGCAGUGAUGAAGACGAAAAUGAUGAUAGCAAGUACAUCACAGGAAUUAACGACCGAUACGAAGAAAAAAAAAUUGAGGAGGACGUGAUCAUAAGAAGAGAUGUUUUUUUCUUCAACUUGUUAAAAUUUAUUAUAAAAAAAAAAACAUCAGAUGAUAUGCUCAUAUAUUUACACCUACUGAGUGCCAUAAAAAUGGAUAAAAUAUUUGACCAUGUUACUCAUUUGUCGUGUGAAAUUUUUAAUACCUUAUUAAAUUUUAUCGAGAUAACAAAGGAUUCCUCAACCUAUAGAUUGCUAUUAAAAAAUUUAGGGGCCUGGAUAGGCAUAAUAACAAUAGGCAGAAAUAAACCACUCAUGUCAAAGCAUAUGAAUAUUAAGCAAUUAAUUUUGUACUCGUAUGAUAAUGGCUACCUGAUAGUGACCUUUCCAGCUGUGUGUAAAAUUUUAGAGAGUAUUAAAAAUUCCAAAAUUUUUAAGCCGCCCAAUCCAUGGACUGUUGGCAUUUUAAAUUUACUUGGUGAACUACACGAAGCGCAGUCCCUAAAGACCAUCUUAAUUUUUGAAAUAGAAUUACUGUUUAACUAUUUUAAGAUUAAUGUCUUUGAUUAUUACAACAAGUGCAACAUUAUCAAGUGUCGUAAUUUGCCCAUAAAUACGAAUGAUUUAUUCGUUAGGAAUAACUUCAACGAGAACAAUACCAUGGGUGUGAAUUACCUAGGGGAGAGUAGUAGCCACUCUGGGGGAUAUCUAACCCCAGGGCAAGUGUAUAUGUUUAACAAGUCCUACAAUGCGUGUGGCAAUUUUUACGGAGAAAAUUUCGUGCAUCAAAAUGGGGGAAGUGGUAGUGGUAAUGGAAAUGCGAGAAAUAAUGAGAGGGGUGGUAGAGUGUUGGAGGCAGUGACAGCCGAUGGAACUGAUGCGUUCUUACUUGGUAAGGACCCCCGAUUCAAUGCUAUGAAUAAUUAUAAUAAUACCACGUCUUCCAUCAUGACGACCAUCACUAACAAUAAUAACGGCGCGAACGAGUUUGUGAGCCAUAAAAAUGGCAGCUCAAAUUUGUUAAUUAAAAGUAGAAAGGGCGAAGAUCUGAAGGAAGCGAGUAACGCUAUGGAAGCCUGUGCCCUCAUUGACGCCAUCAGCCUUAGCGGCAACAACAAUAACAACAGUAGCCACAAUAGUAACGGUAACAACAGUGGUAACGACAACAACCUCGGAAUGAUGAACAGCAUGGGCGUCCUCGGCAACGGAAGUAAAAACGACGCCGCCAACAUGGCAUUCAAUUCGUCAGUAGAUAUGAUCCUCCUGGGCAACAAGGGAGCGGGUAGCGGAAAUAAAAGCAGAUUUAUGAGCUCCAAUUUGACCCAACCCUUGCCUUCCAAAGGGUUCCAAAAAGGUGUAGAAAAUGGAUACAAAAUGGUAACCAAAAAUAACAUGAAUAACGAAAUGAUAGUAGAGAAUAAUAACACGAUGAAAAAAUUAUCCGCAAGUAGCAACACGAAGGAAAGUCAAUCCAUGUCAGUUUUUAACUAUAUGAGUGGAGGUGGUGGUGACCCCAGUAAAUUUAACACUCUUAUGUAUGUAGGGGAGAAUGGUGGGCCGUAUGGUGGAUCCCCCGGCACCAGUGCUGGAAAUAGGAACGGCGAUUUUUCUCUCCUUUUGAAUAACGACGGGUUAGCAGCGAAAGGCAACGGAAAUAACAUCAAUGAGGAGGCACUACUGAAGGAUUUAAAACUUUCAACUAAGAAGAAGGACAAACUGAACGACGCAGAGUUUAAGGACAACUCGUACAAAGUUGUAAAUUAUCUGAUGGGUAAAAAUAAACUCUCUGUAAGUAGCAAAAACGAUGGACCAUACAAAAGCAUAGAUUUGAAAAGCGCAAAAAUGCCGUUGAAAAAUGAAAUUUAUGAAAAUCCCAAGAGGGAGUCCUACGUAUCGUCCCCAUCGAGUACCAUGAAUUUGAACAAAAGUUUUGGGGAACCACCAUCUGGUGUGAAGAAUGGUGGCGGCAUUCCUGCGCCCCCGCUUCCUCUGCCCUUGUUGGACAAGUUCAAAGCGAGCGAGCAGGUCGGGGUGAACAUGGUCAGCGGCGUUGGCAGCGUUGGAGGAGUUGGCGGCGUUGGAGGCGUUGGCAGCGUUGGAAACGUCAGUGUCGGCAUGCCCAAGGGCAAAAACGGAAAUAAUGGAAAGGCCAGCAUGCUAAGCAUGGGCAACAGCGGUACUGACGGAGGAAACAAAAACACGACGCCCCCAUCUGCAUAUGGCGUAACGAGCGACAUGAACCAAAAAAUGCAGAGCACACCGAUGUACCAAGAAAACGUGAACAACAACAAAUUUAACGAAAUGCUAAACGAAGAAAUAUUAAGCAUUUUGAAGAAAAACAUAGUGAUAUCAACGAACAUUGUUGCAGCAGUUAAGUUAAACCUAAAGUGCAAAGCGCUAAUUUAUUUAGCCUUCGACUCAGCCAUCAAGGAAAUAAUCACCUCCGUUGUUGAUCGCUUUGUCCUCAUUGGGUGUAUAACUACGAGAGAAUUAGUUAAGAAAGAUUUUGUGAACGAAUCGAAAGAAACGAUUAUGCAUAAGGCCUCCCUACUAAUGGCCACGAGUAUCUCCUCCUCCCUCGUUCUAGUAUCCUGCAAAAAACCAUUAAGGAAUAUAUUAAUACAAAAUCUGAGAAACGUUUUUGACCAAAACUGCCCCCCAGAAGUGAGUAGCACAAUCGUGGACGAUGUCGUGAAUGCAUUAAUUAAUGAAAAUAUAAAUUUAAUUUAUUCUAUAAUCGAACAAGUGGCUAUCGAAAAAUCAUCCAUCGAAAUCGAAGAAAUCAUGAAGCCUAUUUAUGCCUCCAGGAAAUAUGCACGUAUUCACAAAUUAAACAUUAAGGAAAAUGCCAACAAUAAAUACUACAACGCCUUGCCCAUCUUUUUGAAAGCGCAUAAUAUAACCCUCAAGCAUAUUCAGGUGUAUAAGAAUUUUAUGAAUUUGAAAAUUUUGUCCAAUUUGCAACAGAAGUUAUUCUCGCCUGGGGGAGUCGAUCAUGAGGGGGGCUCCAGUGAAAGUGAGAACGCCCUCCCGGGUUAUGUGGGAGGUGGGAAUUAUCAAGGUGGUGGUGGCUACCAAGGCGGUGGCAACUAUCAAGGUGGUGGCAACUAUCAAGGUGGUGGCAACUAUCAAGGCGGUGGCAACUAUCAAGGCGGUGGCAACUAUCAAAAUGGUGGCAACUAUCAAGGUGGUGGCAACUAUCAAAGUGGUGGGAGUUACCAUAAUGGUGGGAAUUACCAAAGUGGUGGCAGCUACCAAAAUGGCGGGAAUUACCAAAAUGGAGGGAACUACCAAGGUGAUGGGAAUUACCAAGUUGGGGGGAACUACCAAGGUGGGGGGAACUACCAAGGUGGGGGGAACUACCAAGGUGGGGGGAACUACCAAAGUAGGGCAAACUUUGCCAGCGAUGGGAACGUCCAAGACGGCUCCAACGGGGUAGGCAACCCCAACGGAGUAGUCGGCGCGAACUAUCAAAGCUAUCAAAAUAGGAAGAACAGCGAGAACGUGCCGAAUGAAGCGCCCGGGGAGACCCCCUUCUACAACAACAAAAAGUACAUUUCGAAUCCGCUGGAUGGAAGGAACGAAGAAAAGGUCAGAUAUCCAAAGGAACAGGAUGGAGAAUAUGGUAAGAACGGCCCACUCAAGACCAACCGCAAGGAGGACACGAAGGAGGACGGCGACAAGGCGAAUAGGUACCUGGAGGAGAAGUACUAUAACGAAAGCAGUGCAGACAACGAGGAGAAUAACGAAAACAUCGGAGGAGGAAGCGGCGGAAACAGCAUCAUUGGAGUGUCACCUCAGAAAAGUGGAACUCCGGCGAGCUCAGGUUACACAGGAAACGGAGCCAAGUACGCGCACGGAAAAAGUAACGGCUCGAAAGAUAGUGCGAAUUUUCACCUAGGUAAUAAUAUGAAUAGUAAUAAUAACAUAAAUAGUGUGAAUAACUUGAAUGAGAUGAAUGAGCUGAAUGAGCUGAAUGAGCUGAAUGAGAUGAACGACAUUAAUAAUAUGAAUCAUAUUAUGAAUGUUCCUACUGUUAGCAAUCCUAAGGGUGUCAGUGGUGUUAAUAGUCUUAGUGGCGUCAGUGGUGUUAAUAGUGCUAAUAGGGUUAAUUGGGCUAACAACGCUAAUAGUGUUAGUACUGCUAAUAAGGCCAGCAGCGCGAACCGCGCCAACACCGUUAACAAUAUUGACAGUACUAACAGUAUUAACGCUGUUGACCAGGUUAACAAUAUUAACAGUGUUAACAAUACCGACGGCAUUAAUAAUAUUAACAGUACUGACAGCGCCCGCGGUGCUAACAACACCCCUAACCCUAUGUAUAUAUUUAAAUCUCCAAAUAAUUAUAACUGCAAUAAUAAUGAUUAUAAUUUUAAUACAAAUAAUAGGUAUGUGAACGUUGAAAAUUAUAACAUCUCGGGUAUCACUCUGGGGAAUAAUUACGUUGGGAAGUAUGAACACAGUGGGAAGAACUUCGCCGAAAUGGAUAUCAGCGCACAGUCGGGACAUCCUAACAACUACGAGGACAGAAGUGGCAGCUGUGUACUCUCACCCGGUGUUGCAUCUGCGCCAGCGUAUGCGAUUCCGCUCGCCCCCUUUGCAGCUUCUUCGACCUUUCAUCCUGCUUCGUCCUUCCAUCCUGCGUCGUCCUUCCAUCCUGCUUCGUCCUUCCAUCCUGCUUCUUCGACCUUCCAUCCUGCUUCUUCAACCAUCAAUCCUGCAUCUUCGUCCUUCCAUCCUGCUUCUGCGACCUUUCAUCCUGCAUCUUCAACCAUCAAUCCUGCAUCUUCUCCUAACUUUGUCGCUUCUUCACCCAUCUUUGCUGCUUCCACACAACCAUUUUCCGCCUCUUCACCCAUCAGUGCCACUUCUGCGCCCGGCGGCUACGCCUGUAGCAUGCCCGUCACGAUUAGCAACCUGAACGGAAACACAAAUGCAAUGAGAAUUCCCCAUGAAGAAGAAGCCUUUAGUAACUUUGCGAAGCAUGAUCACUACAUGGAAAACCUCAAGGGCGGCACCACCAAGACGGACAUUAUGAGAAAUUUGAAAAAUGGAAAUUUCACAUAUAACAGGAAGAGCUCAGUUUUUUGUGCUCCCGAAGAGGGCAACAAUGGCAGUUACUCCAAAAUGGACCCUUCAGUGUGCAGGAAUGUGAACGGCGCAGAGGGCGCGGGGAAGCGGAACGCCGCGAUGAUGAUGCAGAGGGUGGAAGAGGAGAAUAAGGGGACCCCCGCUGCUGGUGAUAACGGAGCGAGCGGCAACGAUGUUAGCGGGAACGAUGUUAGCCGGAACGAUGUUAGCGGUAACGGUGUUAGCCGAAACGAUGCUAGCCGAAACGAUGCUAGCCGAAACGAUGUUAGCGGCAACUUCCGGAGUGGUAACGCCGGCGAAAACGGACAGCGCAGAGAUGGCGCCAUCCUGUACUUCAAGAAAAUAAAAAACGUGAAUAUCUCGUGCAAGCAAAAGUUCCUCUUCUUCAUAUCGAACAUAUUCCUAAGUGAAAGCACGAACAAAAUGAGUGUAAAAGAAAUAAUCCCAUUUUUCGAAGUUAUCAUGGUAAGCAUUAAAGACUUUGUGAGGUAUAUAAAAGUAUUCCCCCCCUCCAUGCCCCUAGUGAAUAACUUUAAAAGCUACUGUAAUGUGAAGACGCCGUACUAUAAGUUCGAAAAAUUAACAUGCGCAGUUACACACUCCCUCUUGGUAUUAACUUACCUUUCGACAGAUCACGAAAUUUUUGUUCUUUGCAAGUUACUUAUUUUGAUAUGCGAAUCUGCUGCAGAUAAGAAUGAGACUUACAAAAUUAUAGGUACCAAACUGUUUAAGAUUGUUCAGGAGGCCAUAAAAAAAAUGCUUGUUCUUUUAAGUCGGAGCGAGCAGAGUGCAAGGGAGGAGACCCUCAGUUUGCCGGUCUACAGUGGGGAAGAAGGCGAAAAAAGUGCUAACGGUGUAAAUGGCGGAAGCUGUGAUGGCACUGUUAGCAGCAGCCUACGCGGUAAGGACGAAACGCCCAUCCAAAGCACAACGAAUGGAAGCGCGCGUGAAGACAAAUCUGAGCACACCAAUCCGGGGAACAUCAACGAACUGUUCCUCCAUCUGGAGGUACUCCUGUGCAUAUUAGAGCAAAUGUGCAGAAACAGCAGAGAACUAAAGAAGCUAGUUACCUCCUACAUAGAAGACACUCAGAGUUACAACGUAAACCACAUGGUCCCAUUCAUCCGUUACAACCUCAUUGAUCACAAAGAGUUAAACAAAAUGUUAUGUAAAAUAUCGAGAUAUAGUAACAACCUCAAUUUUGUUACAUUCUGCACGGAACUCAUCAACUAUGUAGUUAUUAAGAAGAAGUAUUUGGCUGUGGAUCAUGUUAAGAAGACCAUUAAAAAGCUAAUCAUGAUAAAUAAAAUGUUGUGUAGUGAUAAUGAGCAUGCUUAUUUUCCUUCCACGGAGGAGGUCCUUUUGCAAAGCACCAAAAGAGAAUUGAAGCAAAUGUUUGAGGGGCUUAAGUGUUUGAAGAAGCAGACCAGGGAAUCACAAGAAGAGGGAGAGUCCAUAAAAACGUGCAUCAAUCUGACGGAGUACAUAUUCCCGACGAAGGGAGGCAGAGAAAAGGCACGGAAGGAGAAAAGUGCUGAUCGCGUGUGUAAAGGUAGUGGAGCUGGGAAAGCGAAAGAGGAGGAGAUACAGCGGACGAACGGUGAAGUGAAUGGGGAAUACACUCAAAAGGAGAGUAGUAGCAAAAAAGACGCAGGCGCGCCAAACAAACGUGAUCAACAGAAGGAGCAAAUGCUCAAAGAAAAGAAUAAACAGAUCAUGCCCAUUUCAGUGACCCACCAAAAUAGCAACAACGAGCACACGAAUAAACCAUCCGUCACAUCCGAGGAGAGCAGUAACAACAACCCACCCAACGCUGGAAACUCCUUUUUUAUAGCAAACGUAAAAAUUCAAUAUGACCAUAACAACGUAGAUGAGCGCACCAUGUAUUUGUUGGAAAGACUGAGCGUAGAAAAUAAAAACAUCAACUCGGAGAAAAUGAUCAGGAAGGAAAUUGUGAGCAACGAUUUGAACAAAGAAAGUAACUGUGCAAAGAAGGAAAGUGCGAAUCUGAAUGGGGAAAACACGAAUAGCGAUAACAAGGAAGAGCACAUGAACCAUCAUUUAAAAAAUGGAUCUGCGGUAAGUAUAAAUGGUAGCAGUAUUAAAAGGGAGGAUGGGGACGUUAGGAAUUUCGAGGAUAGUAGCGAACAGGGCCCAAAUCAAGCCGCAGAGAAGAAACAUUUUAGCUCCUCCUCAUUGUACUCUUUUGAAUCGAACAACUCAGAAAUGUCAGAUUAUUCUUCGUCCUCCUCCAAUUCGUUUUCACAAAUCAGGCAGGGCGAAGAGGAAGAGAAAAAAAACCACGACAAUGACACAUCUUCGUCUAGCUCCUCCGUCGCCUCGUCCAUGUCGAGUGCAUCCGCCCUAAGCACCUUGUCAGCCUCCUACCUCGCCAUGCAGUCAGAGCUACAAAAGGGUACAAAUUUGAAGAUCCCCGAGAGUCAGAAAAACAGCCUAAUAAAUUACGUCCCCAGCGUCAAAGAAAGCAACGUGAAUGAUAAGCCCCCAGAAAAGUACAUGCAGUAUUACUACGUGCGCGACGUGUUGUACGAACCGGUAAGGUGUAAAUUUUUACCUGCCCCUCCUGUAGUGAAAGAAGAAAUGGGAUUAUUCAUUGCGUACCUUUUUGCGGAGUGGUACAUUUUGUAUAAGAAUUAUUUAAACAUUUUGAAGAUGAGCAUUUGGAACCCCAUGCUGGAGAUCAUAAAGCAGCAACACAUUUCAAAGUGUAUAAAAUAUUUGAUGAAAUUGUGGACCUGUGGCCUUCUUUGCACGGACCACGUUAUGGAUCAGUUUCUGUCUCAUUCGAUUAGCAUUUCGGUUAGCAUAGCUGUGCAGAAUUUGAACAAGUCUGCACACGAUAUCAAACUGGGUGACACCGUGAAUGAGAGCAGUGCAAGCAGCAGGGAGGGACAACCCGUAGAGGGAGACGUGUCACGCAAAACGGAUGUAGCAGAAGUGAGCCAAACGGAUGAGCCACAAUUACAUACGAAAGAAUCGCCCGAGGAGACGGUACAAAAGGGCGAACUUACCGGAAGUAAGGACCAUUGCAACCGGAUAGCACCGGACGAGGGGAAAAAGGAAUUGGCCAAUGAAAACUUCGUGAAGGAUAAAACAAACGAUGCAGAGUUAAGAGAAACGCACAAAACAAGCGAGUUACUAAAUUACAGCUAUGUGGAUGCCUGGUGCAAAAUGGUCGUAACGAUGAACAAGCUAGUAGACCAAGAACAGCUAUCCCCAGUAAUAAUCCUACAGAGGGCCCUCCAUGUCAUAUGCAGAGUCAUACACAAAAAGUGCGAAACUGAAAAGAAGACAUUUAAUCAGAGACCAUACUUUAGAGUACUACACUGUUUGCUGGUCGAUAUUCACGAAAGUUGUGUGUAUGCAAAUGACAUAUAUAUUUAUAUGGACUGCUUUGCGAACUGCUUUUCCUUGUUGUCCCCGUUGAGAGUCCCAUCAUUUUGUUUCUCAUGGCUAGAGCUCAUAUCGUCUAAAUAUUUUAUGCCGAAAAUGUUGUCCAAGAUUUGUGGCUGGGAAGCAUACAAAGGGUUGUUAGUUGCUUUGUUCACCUUUAUGAAUUUUUUUUUAAAAAAGGUAAAGAUAUCGAAAGCGAUAGAGGCGUUGUACAUAGGAACAGUAAGAAUCCUACUGGUGCUGCUACAUGAUUUCCCAGAUUUUUUAUCCUGCUAUUAUGUGACCUUCUGCAGUUUGUUUCCACUAAAUUGUAUCCAAUUACGAAACCUUGUUCUGUCUGCCUUUCCAAGAAACAUAAAAUUGCCUGACCCGUUCAUGUCAGAUGUAAAAAUUGACUUGUUACAAGAAAUUAAGUUAGUGCCCAAAAUUUUGACAAAUAUCAUAUUCCCUCUGUUCAAAAAGAAAUUAAAAAAUUUAAUUGAUGAGUAUUUCACCAAUCGGGAUUUUACUCUACUCUUGCAUAUUAAGGACAAAUUAUUUUUUUCGAAAAGGAAGAUGUACCAGUACUCUGUUAAGUAUGACGUGGAUAUUUUAAACUCCCUUAUUAUGUACGUAGGAACGAGCAUAUGUAGAGCCAAGGUGAAUAAUAUGUUCAGAUUUAACAGUAACUGCGACCCUGUGCUGUUACUGAAAUGUGAAGAUAGCAAAGGCAAUGUGGCUGAUAAUCAAAACGAAUUACUGCAAGAAAUUGUUCUUCGUGACCCGGUGAAGAAAAAAAAAAAAAAAAAAAAAUAUUGUUUCCCCUACAAAACGGAAUAAAGAACAAAAAAUACAUAAAGACCAGGCGGAACCCAGCUUGUCCAAAAAAUAUGUAGAACUUAUGAGGGAGAACAACGAGGGGAAAAAUGAAGGACAGGAGCUUACUGGUAGCUACGAUGACGAAAAUGGUGAAGCUCUGGUGACGGAGCUCCUGGAUGACGAUGACGAUUGUGAUAAUGACAGUGACCACCGCGCAGAUGCAAUUAGCCAAAGAAGGAAGAAGCGAACGAACGUUAUUGUUGUAAAGAACAAUUUGGCCUACACUCUCUUUCUGUUCUUAUGCAAAGAGUUGGACAUGGAAGGGAGGUACUUGCUCCUAUCAAAUAUCGUGAAUCAUAUUAGGUACCCCAAUUCGCACACCCACUAUUUUUCUUGCCUCAUUUUAUUUCUGUUUUCGCAAUCGAACGAUGUUGUCAUUCAAGAACAGAUAAUCCGAGUGCUGCUGGAGCGCAUCCUUGCGCAUAGGCCUCACCCCUGGGGAUUGCUGAUAACCUUUAUCGAAUUGAUAAAAAAUGCCAAGAUUCCACUUUUGGGAAUGCCCAUUUGUCCACGCCGCAACAGAGAUCAAGAAGUUGUUCCAGUCAGUUGCGCAAGCAUGCCUGGGGCGCGCUUAA
Plasmodium cynomolgi strain B is the source of this 14324-nucleotide messenger RNA. RefSeq lists its product as hypothetical. The transcript is spliced from 3 exons. The coding region runs from base 1 to 13710 and encodes 4569 amino acids. The record is from RefSeq and is a predicted model, not a curated record. Lineage: Eukaryota; Apicomplexa; Aconoidasida; Haemosporida; Plasmodiidae. Gene Ontology annotation, molecular function: molecular adaptor activity. Gene Ontology annotation, cellular component: CCR4-NOT core complex; P-body. Gene Ontology annotation, biological process: nuclear-transcribed mRNA catabolic process, deadenylation-dependent decay.